AUGGAUAGACAACUCUUCAAUGAAGUGCAAGCUGUGGAAAAUGCAAAUGAACGAUAUGCUCAAGGACGGGUUGGAGAACUGAUCAGAUUGCAAUUGGAAAUCUAUGAUGAAGAAGGACGAUAUGUUCAAAAUAUGAGAGCCGAAAAAAUUCGAGAAUCGGAGAGAGCUAUAGCUGAAAUUAAAAAUGAUUUGAUGGAGAAAUAUAAGAUCGGAGUAGUUAGCCUAACGAUUCAGAGAGUUGCAGCCGAGGCGAAAAAUCGAAGAGUAGUGAAUGGAAUGAUCACGGAUCUCAAGAACUUGAGUGAGGAAAUGGUACAAGACAGUGUGAAAGCUUUAGAAGUGCUCGAUGCUAAAAAGGAACUCUACGACAAAAUCCAUCAAUCAAGAAAGAACAAAGCUAAGGAGCACCUGACACGAAUCACUGAAGAGUUGAGCUCAAUUAGUUCUAAAUUGAACGAUUUAGAGCAAAUACUGGCUUGUUUCGAACUGAAGGAUGUGCAGAUUGAUGGAAUCUGCAGACAAAUCAAAUCACAGAACUCGUCAUUUCGUGGUGUAAUUUCCAAACUGAAACAGGACAUUUCUGCUGGUGAAAUCGAUUCGAGACACAUGGAAGAUUUCAAGGACUACCGGAUGAGAGUCUAUCAAAUGAUAAACUGCAUGAAUCUGAUUUCUCAAGAUCGGGUUUCAGUCAUUGAAGCUAUCGAGAGCCGACACUUUGCGGGAAUCCUCCAGAUCGAAAACUAA
Messenger RNA from Caenorhabditis briggsae, 744 nucleotides. The transcript has 5 exons. Bases 1 to 744 code for a protein of 247 amino acids. The record is from RefSeq and is a predicted model, not a curated record. NCBI's taxonomy places the organism in Eukaryota, Metazoa, Nematoda, Chromadorea, Rhabditida, Rhabditidae.